ACCUGAGUAGUUCGAGAUCGAGUAUUUAUCGAUACUUGCUAUGAUCAUUUUAUUUUUUAGUGGGUCGAUCCAAACAUGAUAAUGACUCAAAAAAAAUCCUUAAUGAGUUCAUUAUUUUGUAAUUAGCUAACAACUAUAUGCAGCAUGAAUGAACUACUCAGCCUAAACAAUAAGCAUACUAUUUUUCUUCUUUUUCCACAUUGCUAUUUGCUACAGAAGCUAGUUAGUUACCAACUCCAACUUUAUGUUCCCUUUAUCUCAAGGUUGUCUUCAAAAUUCCCUCUAUAUAUACCUGCUGAACCGUCUGACUAUGCAGCAUAGCAAGCCUUAAAGCAAUCAUUAAUGGCUCAAUCUGUAAGCUUUCUCUUAGUUCUUACUACUCUCCUUGCCUUUGCUCCUUUUACCUUUGGUGGCCACCUCUACCCACAGUUCUAUGACCAUUCCUGCCCUAAAGCUCAACAGAUAGUCAAGUCUAUUGUAGCCAAGGCAGUAGCAAAAGAAGCUCGCAUGGCUGCCUCAUUACUUAGACUUCAUUUUCAUGACUGUUUUGUCAAGGGGUGUGAUGCAUCAUUGUUGUUAGACAGCAGUGGAAGCAUAGUCAGUGAGAAGAGGUCUAAUCCGAACCGAAACUCAGCUCGAGGAUUCGAAGUAAUUGAUGAGAUCAAAACUGCACUAGAGAAAGAGUGUCCUCAAACUGUAUCUUGUGCUGAUAUUCUGGCCUUGGCUGCUAGAGAUUCAACUGUUCUUACUGGAGGACCUAGCUGGAAGGUUCCGCUCGGAAGGAAGGACUCCAGAGGUGCAAGCCUGAGUGGUUCUAACAACAACAUUCCUGCUCCAAAUAACACAUUUCAAACCAUUCUUACCAAGUUCAAGCUUAAUGGCCUCAACGUCGUUGAUCUCGUAGCACUAUCCGGAAGUCACACAAUCGGAAAUUCUCGAUGCACCAGCUUCAGGCAGAGGCUGUACAACCAAUCAGGCAAUGGGCAACCUGACUACACACUGCAUCCAUCAUAUGCUGCACAAUUGCGCACCCGCUGCCCCAGAUCUGGAGGUGAUCAAAACCUGUUUGUCUUGGACUUUGUAAGUCCAACAAAGUUUGAUAAUAGCUAUUUUAAGGACAUAUUGGCUUCAAAGGGCCUGUUGAAUUCUGAUCAAGUUCUCCUUACAAAGAGUGAAGCAUCCAUGGACCUGGUCAAGAAAUAUGCUGAGAACAACGAACUCUUCUUUGAGCAGUUUGCUAAGUCGAUGAUUAAGAUGGGAAACGUCUCUCCAUUGACAGGUCCUAGGGGAGAGGUUAGGAAGAAUUGCAGGAAAAUUAAUACUUAAAUGACUACCUAGUUACUCAUCUAAAAUUAAUACAGUUGCAUUGUGUCUGAUUUCCUAUUCUGAAGAUAAAUUCUAGUUCUCCGUUUUGUUGUUAUUACCAGACAGCAUUCUCUGUUCUUACAGAGGUGCUAAUUCUAUAGUCCUGCAGUGUACGCAUGACAUUUCAAAUAUUUCUUUCCAUGAAAUAGCUGAAUGAUAUUUUCAUUUCAGUAUUCUACU
Manihot esculenta (cassava) is the source of this 1545-nucleotide messenger RNA. Its product is annotated as peroxidase 72. The record is from RefSeq and is a predicted model, not a curated record. Gene Ontology annotation, biological process: hydrogen peroxide catabolic process; response to oxidative stress. The transcript has 4 exons. Gene Ontology annotation, molecular function: peroxidase activity; heme binding. NCBI's taxonomy places the organism in Eukaryota, Viridiplantae, Streptophyta, Magnoliopsida, Malpighiales, Euphorbiaceae. The coding region runs from base 343 to 1326 and encodes 327 amino acids.